AUGCCAACAGAUCAGCUGAAUUGCGGUUAUCCUAUAGAGAACGACAAUGAAGACAAUAAGGGAUCAAUCAGCGCGGGGACAUCUUCAUUUUCGUUAGAUAUAACUGCCAGAGGGCGACCAUUGAUCAUUUUCAAAGGAUAUGAACAUCGUCAAGUUCGAGUGGAUCGAGCGCGUAAUUUGAAAGCUUAUCGUUGUAUCAAGAAGAAAUGUAAAGGACGUCUGCAUACCGAUUAUAAUGAUACGAAUGUGAGAAUUGUUAGCGAACAUGUUCAUGAACCAAAUUUCGAUGCCGAAUUUAAGCGACGAAGACGUACUCUACUUCGAGAAUUGGCUCAGAAGGGUAAUGUUUCACCAUCUCAGAUAAUUCAAAAAGCUCGGGAUCUCGAAAUGCAAUAUCAUGAUGUUUGUGAGGCUACGAAAACGAGUUAUGCUGCUGAAAGACGAUACAUUCAGCGUUACUGGAAUCGGCAAAAGCAGCAGGAAUUUUCCAGUGGAAACGGAUUAUUACCAAUAAAACAUCAGAUAAUGGACUGUAACAGUCAUUUGAAAAUAGAACAAGAAGAAAAUGAUAGAGGUGUAGGAGAGGAAUCAGUUGACAUACCUUCUUUGUUCCGAGGAGAUUCUAUUCAGAUAUCCGAGCAAUUCAAUCAGUUUUUACAAAUGACCACUAAUGGUUCAGCUAAUGGCAGUAGUGCUUCAGCUAUGAACGUUUAUCUAAAUUUACUACUGCAACAGAUGCUUUCAAAUGCAGUCGGAAAUAGCUCGAACAACAACCCGCAGGAAGCAGAUGAUUACUGCUCAUCAAAUUCUUCACAUCAGGAUCAGUUUUCAUCACUGAGCGUAAAACAUACAUUGGUUGAUGCGGGAAUUCAGACAACUAAUGACGAAUCCGGAAUUCGUGCAGCUGUUCAUGAUGCAGCGGUACGUGAUACAUUAGCUUUAGAGCUAGGAACCAUCCUGGCAAAGAAGUUCUGGCCUCAGCAUUAUUUGCGCGAAGACAAACUGAAACUUAUGGUUGAUGUUAUUGGUAAGUUGCUCGGUUGCUGUUAG
Acanthocheilonema viteae is the source of this 1050-nucleotide messenger RNA. The record is from the annotation of a GenBank genome assembly. NCBI's taxonomy places the organism in Eukaryota, Metazoa, Nematoda, Chromadorea, Rhabditida, Onchocercidae.